UUUGCGACAACAUUUGCGACAUUAAGUUACGCCACUAUCCGGUCAGAUAUCCGAUACCUAAGCUGACCACCCGAUUGCCGUUCAAACGUAAUCCGCUGGACAUUACUGUCGGCGGCGAUGAACUAAACCGUUGGCUAUACCGACAGUUCCCGACCAGUCAUAUAUCAGUUAAUAAAUAUAUGAAACAAGUUUUUACAGCCAAACUGUGUACAGCCUAUUACUAUCCUAAAUGUCUGGAUAGGGACAGGUAUUAUCAUAUGUUACAGCAUAUGAUCUACUAUUAUAUAAUGGACGACAAAACUGAUGAACCGUCCGGUCCAUUGAACAACAAUAAUAUGGACGAAUGUCGCCGAGUUUGGUCACAAGUGGCCAAACUAUUUGCCGAUAUCAGUAGCGGCGGUGGUGGCGGCGAGGGAGACCGUAUGGAGUCAUAUGUUCGGGAAAUACAGCCAACAUUUACGGACAUUUAUCGGUCAUUCAAUGGCCAACAGUGGUCGCGUUUUGUCGAUACCUGGUUGGACUACGUGAACGGUAAUAUUGAACAAAAUGAGGCCAAAAAUCAACGGUUCGCUUCUCUGGAUCAAUUGCUAAAAAAUCGCCGCAAAACUGCUGGUGUAAUACCAACUACACUAACCCUGGAGUAUGCCUACAAGUUUGAACUACCGGAGCCCGACUGGUUGGACCCGCGUAUGCAAACAUUGAUUCAAUUGGCAACCGACCAGAUUAUAUUAGUUAACGAUUUGUUUUCGUUUGAAAAAGAGAUAAUGGCCAACAUUGGACAACAAUCUCUAACUACGGGCACCGGUAGCUCAUUCAUUCAUAAUGAUUACAAUAAUGAUAGCCAUAUAUUGCCGCAAAUGGCCAACACUGUGGCCAUAACUGCUGUUAAACACAAGUGUUCAAUACUAGAGUCGCAGACAAACAUUAUUAGACGUAUUGAACAAUUGGAGUCAGAAAUCCUAAAACUAGUUAUCGAUUGGGAAACCGGUGGCCGACAGUCGUUACCGUUAAGUCCCGGUGCCCGACAGUUCAUCAAUGGUCUACUUUAUAUGGUUGGCGGUAACUGUCGGUACAGUUUAGGCUGCGAUCGUUAUAAUAAUUUUAUGAACUAA
Messenger RNA from Oppia nitens, 1112 nucleotides. RefSeq lists its product as uncharacterized. The annotation marks the transcript as partial. The record is from RefSeq and is a predicted model, not a curated record. The transcript has 2 exons. NCBI's taxonomy places the organism in Eukaryota, Metazoa, Arthropoda, Arachnida, Sarcoptiformes, Oppiidae.